AUGGCUUCCUCAGUAUACGACUUUGCCAUUGUCGGAGGUGGCCUCUCAGGCUGCGUCCUCGCGAGUCGUCUUCGCGAAUACAACCCGGCAGCCAAAGUCCUCCUCCUCGAAGCCGGCGGGGAAACGCGCGACCGUCCAGAGGUGCGCGAGCCCCAGGCCCUGAACCUGGGCGGCGACCUCGACUGGGCCUAUGAAUCAGAGCCCGUGUCGCAACUCGGCGGACGCGCCGUCACGCUGAACGCGGGCAAGGGACUCGGUGGCAGCUCGGCCAUCAACUCCUGCGGCUGGCAGCGCGGUGCCGCCGCCGACUACGACGAGUGGGCUGCGCUCGUGGGCGACGACCGGUACAGCUACAAGGGACAGCUGCCGUACUUUCGUAAGUCGGAGAGGUCCUUCGACGACGUAAAUCCGGAGCACCAUGGCAAGGAUGGCAACAUCCACGUCAUGACAUCGGGUGCUGCGAACCGCAUCUACCCCCUCAGCAAGCAGAAUGCUGCGGCGUGGGAGGAGCUUGGCGUGACUAGCGUGCCGAACCUGGACCAGAACGCUGGGCAGAACCUUGGCCGUGCGUAUCUCUGCGAGGCAAGGCGUGAGGGAAAACGCCAGUGGGCGGCUGACGCGUACCCUCUCGAGGGUGUCGAGGUGCGGUUGAACACGCUCGUCGCGAAUAUUGUGCUGGUGAAGAGCGACAGCGGUGUGAGAGCCACUGGCGUGGAACUGGCGGACGGGACGUCUGUUGCGGCCAAGGAGGUCAUUGUGUCCGCUGGCGCUUUCCGCUCACCCCAGCUGCUGCUGUUAUCAGGCAUUGGCCUGGCUGAGGAUUUGAAGCAGUCCGGCAUCGAGCCUGUUGUCGACCUACCCGAGGUGGGCCAAGGGUUGAUGGACCACAUGCUGUUCUUCCAGCACUGGCGGGUCAAGGAUCCCUUGGCUGGAUACACCAUGGGUUCUCCGAAUGAACUGUGGGCUCAGCCUCAGUAUGCGCAGGGCAUGCCCUUUGACUGGAUCGUCAACACGGGUGUACCAGAGGAUGACCUGAAGGCGGCCAUCAAGAAGGAUGAGGGUUUGGAGCCGGACAGCAAUACGCACAGACUUCUCAAGACCCCUCGCACCUUUUUAGAGUACAUUGUGGCCUACGUGAAGCUGCCAUUCCCCGGCACGACGAUGGACGCGGAGCACAUCACGACCGGAGUGGUCUCUUUUCUGCCCACCUCGCGUGGAUCAGUGUCCUUGAAGUCAAGCAACCCUCAAGACCAACCAAAGAUUGACAUGAACUAUCUUUCCACCGAGGUGGACAGAUUCGUCUAUCGGCAGGGCCUUCGAAACAUCACCAAGUUUAUGCUUGGCACCCAGUUCUCUGAACAUGUUUCUGGGGAGACUGUUCCUGACAUCCUCCCCGCGGAGCCUGCAACUCUCGAGGAUAGCGACGAGAAGCUGAAUCAGAGGUUGGCCGUGGCCAGCGGAACAACGUGGCACGCCUGCGGCAGCUGUGCCAUGGGCAAGGUGGUCGACACUGCUUUCCGAGUCCACGGUGUCGACGGCCUCAGGGUUGUCGAUGCCUCCGUGUUCCCCGUGCCACUGAGCGCACAUAUCCAGGCGCCCCUGUAUGCGUUGACGGAGCAAGCCGCGCUAGAGUCACCCCUUGCCAUCCGCAUGGCGACUCAAGACGCGGGUGAGAAGAAGUCGCCCACCGACGCGGUCAACCCCAUCGCCGUCGACCCAGAAUCAGGACCACCCAGCAGCACAGCCGACGACAUUGAGAAAGCACCAUUCACCUUUCUCGUGCAAGGCAAAGAUGGAACGGCCCAAGAGGUCAUCUCGGACGAUGAUCCCCAAGUGCGUGACAUGCCACCCUACGUGCGCCAGAUCGGCAGCUUCACGGACAACCGGAGGCUGCCCACGCUGACGUUCCGCUACUUUGUGCUCAUCAUCGUCUUCAUCAUUCCCAAUGUGUUCCUGAGCCAGUGGAACCACAUUCUUGCAGCCGCCUUUGACGCCGGGUUCAGCUUGAACAUGCUGCUGUUGUUCUUCUUCCUUGGCUCUGGUAUGAUCAUCUCCAUGCCGUACUGGUGA
Molecule: messenger RNA, 2070 nt
Organism: Emericellopsis cladophorae
Lineage: Eukaryota; Fungi; Ascomycota; Sordariomycetes; Hypocreales; Bionectriaceae
Exons: 3
Coding region: 1-2070 (689 amino acids)
Molecular function (GO): oxidoreductase activity, acting on CH-OH group of donors; flavin adenine dinucleotide binding
Source: RefSeq, a predicted model, not a curated record